Molecule: messenger RNA, 496 nt
Organism: Fusarium verticillioides 7600
Lineage: Eukaryota; Fungi; Ascomycota; Sordariomycetes; Hypocreales; Nectriaceae
Exons: 1
Coding region: 1-435 (144 amino acids)
Source: RefSeq, a predicted model, not a curated record
AUGCAUAAUUAUGUCCACAGUCGCCUCAUCAGCCUCGAAGAUGAAGAUCUCAAGAGCUAUCUCGCCACUAAAAUCCAGGAAAAGUCCUCGGAAAUCUUUCUCUGGACUUAUCUUGUUGUCAAGACAAUACGGAACAAAGUGACGCACAAGGCCACUAGCGAGAUGUUACGAAAACAUCUCAACACUUUGCCUAGAGGCCUCGCGUCACUUUUUGAUCACAUCCUUCAGCAACUUGAGCCAGAAGAUGCGAGAAAGACUCUCUGGAUUAUAGAUGCACUUCAAACUGCCAAAUCGAACGGAUCGACGCUACUGUUACUCACAUUCUCCCUCCUCCUGGACGAAUACGAUGUAGACUCGGCAUUCUCAUUACGUGACGGUCUUGAGUAUGAGCCCAUCCCAGACGAGGAAAUUCUCCAGGUGCUUGUGGCGGAUUGAUAGAAAGCCAUGGGGGCACCCGUCACGGGAGUCUGAAGGUUCUUGAGUUUGUUCAUCGAUC